AUGGCCCUGUCCCCGGAAACUACUGCGCUGCUCUUAGGUGGUGCAGGAAGGGCCCACAGCAGCUCAGUCCAUACUGAUGAGCUCCCCACCUCCACACUCUUGUCCACAUGUGCACGCCAAGCAAAGCUCCCCGAGCGAUUCCCGAAGAGUUCCAUCGGGGUCCCGACACUCUCUGUGUGUAUCCACCUAGAUUCCCUGGCUAGCGUGGAUGAUGACCUUGACGUGGACAGCAGAGAGGGAGAGGCCCCAUUGUUCACCAAGGUGGUGGCCCUGCUGGAAAGGGAGAGUGUUCUUACAGACCUACUGGUAGAGAGCAUCGAGGACUACUCCACCAGUGACGAUGAAGUCUCUUCAGCAUCCUCGCUGCUCUCUGACCCGGAGAAGGAUUCCACGGAAGACAACAAUUCCGACGAAAGGAGCCACCCUGCGCCUCUCUCGAGAAGCUUCCCUUCGGUGGACAUGGUGCAAACGACAAGGGAAGCAGAAGAAGAGGAGGACUCGGGAACGGGCUGCGCCACAGGACAGUAUGCCCACCACCCCGAGGCACCAGAGGCUCCUGGGGUGCUCCGACAAAGGGAGCCAGGAGGGCCCUGGGGCCCCACUUGCGGCUCCGAUUUGGGCCCGGAGGAGGAUUCGGCAUGA
Molecule: messenger RNA, 642 nt
Organism: Neogale vison (American mink)
Lineage: Eukaryota; Metazoa; Chordata; Mammalia; Carnivora; Mustelidae
Exons: 7
Coding region: 1-642 (213 amino acids)
Source: RefSeq, a predicted model, not a curated record